Messenger RNA from Plodia interpunctella (Indianmeal moth), 7672 nucleotides. RefSeq lists its product as uncharacterized. The record is from RefSeq and is a predicted model, not a curated record. Lineage: Eukaryota; Metazoa; Arthropoda; Insecta; Lepidoptera; Pyralidae. The transcript has 7 exons. Bases 488 to 1291 code for a protein of 267 amino acids.
CGCCCGCGCGCACCCCGCCCACUAAUGGCUGUCAAUCACGAUCUCGACCACCGGAACAGAUAUAAUAUUUGUAAAUUUUAAAUAGUUUAAAAUUAUAUUUCUGUAAAAACAUCUUUAUCCAAUGUAUAUUAUCCUCUAGAAUAUAUUCUCUUUUAAUUUACCUUAGAACUAUGUUAAUUCUCUCGUGUAAAUAUGUGGUGAUUUAGCAUUUUGUGGUGAUGCCAAGAUCUAGUGUUUAUUAUUCCGUGAAACCUAAAAUAAAGACGAGAAGACAAUAAUUCAGUACCUGGACGCGAUUGUAAAUAAUCAAGGCACAGUGUGGACAAUGGUAAUCCCAAGCCGGCUCUAACGCUAACCGUGGGCUGCUAAGGGUAUUCGUAAGCCCAGUGCAUCUUCCUGGUUAUGGCUGUCGAUAAAGUUUCGUCGUAUUAGUCUAUCGUCGCCUUGGGCUUGUUCACUACAACAGACAUAAGUCCAGAUUGGCUAGAUGCAUUUCUGGAUAGAUAAACGCAGCCAGUGUGCAUACAGUGGCCGCCAUCGCGUGCCCUCUUCGUUAUCUGCUGGUGUGGGGCGAUCACGAGGGCGGGUGUGCGUGGGCGCGGGCGGCGGCCGCAAGGGCAUGGCGGCGCCGGUACAUCGCUUCGCGGCCGUAGACUGCCCGCCUCGCCGCCCGCAUCGUUCCCACCGCCACUAUGGGGCUCCGCCGAUGCCCCCCGUGCACUCGAGCGGCGCGCGGCGCGCGGAGGCGCUGUACGUGGAGGUGCCGCCGGAGCCGCAGCCGCAGCCCACCAUCGCCAGUCUGGCCGCCGCGCGCAGCGUCACGCCCGACACGCUGCUGCGCACCGCCGCUUUGGGUCUCCACCACACGCCGAUGAUGGCGCCACAUCUCAAGUUCGGUAUGCUGGUCUCAUUCGCGCUCGCCACUGUCUUCUUGGCCGGGGCCAAGUAUUACUUUGACAAGCAGGUGGUCCGCGACAACUCGAGCGGAGGGGAGGCGGGCGUGGUGUGCGCGGCCGUGGCGUGCGUGUGCGGCGUCGGCUGCGCGCUGUCGCUGUGUCGCGCGACACGCGACGCGCCGCCGCUGCCGCCCGACCGCGUCUCCUCCACCGCGCAGCGCGACCUCGGGCCGCCGUCUUCGUCCCCUUCGGACGAGAUCUCCCUGGCGCUGGUGCCCCCGCGCCCCGCGGCGCCCCCUCCCCCCACAGCAGAGGCGCCCCCGCCCUACAACAUCGCAGUGUUGAUGCCCACGCGGCAGUCCCCGCCCCCGCCCGCCUACAGCGCCCUCAGCUAGCUGCCGCCCGCCCAGCAGACAGAGUUCAUCAUAUAGGGGGAGAACUAGGGGUGAGGAUUUACGAUUAUCUCAUGUUUUGAACAGUUAUGUAGCAUUUGCACGAUCGAUAAAGAAAAAGCAAUAAAUUACACAGUUCUUGGGAGAUUUUUCUCCCAACUCAUUAUCUUUUGUUAAUGUCAAAUUCUGGCUCUGUCCACCCCGUGAAGGAUAAAGACGUGAUUUGCGUCUCGAAUGCCAUGACUUGAAUCUCAUGGUUCAUGUCAAACCUCGAAAAGUGGUUUCAAUUUUGAAAAUUUCAUCGAUAAAUUAGAUUAAAACUGCAAACGGUCGUGCAAAUUUUGACUACAAGUUGAUAAGAUGCAUAAUGCACAUAGAUAUUUUGAGGAGUACUGUGUUUUAGUAUCAUUUGUAAAGCACAAAAUUUUACAUAUAUUUCACACUGACAUAGAAAACUCUUCAAAAUAUCUAAUGAGUAUUUAAUUUCAAUAAUUUCAACACAUUUAUAUAUUAUACUUUAUUAUUAUAUAAACACAGAAUGUAUUGCAAAACAAACAAUAUGUGAUAGUAAUUGUAUUUUUUAAAAUUAAUGUCCAACAUUUAUCUUAUAUAUACAGGGUGUUACAAAACACCUAUAUACACAUGAAGUGGUGCUCUGGGUAGAUCCUUUAUGCGGCUACUCGUAAGAUGGUUUUCGUAUUCGAUACAGAGGACGCCACUGACAACUAUUUCUCAUAAGUAAAUAAAUAUAUGGCAAAAUCACACAGAUUGAGCUAGCCCCAAAGUAAGUUCGAGACUUGUGUUAUGGGAUACUAACUCAACGUUACUAUAUUCUAUAACAUACAUAUAAUAUAUAGAUAAAAAUCCAAGACCCAGGUAAAUCUGAAAAAGAUAAUUUUCAAUCAGGUUAAUAAGUGUUUAUAUUAACUUAAAACUUCUCAUAAAGGAUCUACUUGAAGUAUCUUACCGCUCUGUAUAUAUAUAGGUAUUUUGUAACACCCUGUAGACAUGUUUAAAAAUUGUUUCUCAAAUUUUAUCAGUAAACCUGACCCUCCUCUGUGUGGAUGACUUUGCUCUGUGAGGCGCAUUUAGUACUUAGAGUUAGGGUGUAAACACUACCCAUACGGUCUGAGAAUUUUGACUGGCUGGUUUUAUGUUAGUAAGAAAACUUUGAAUAAAGCCAGUAUGUAAUUUACCAAAUUCUUUGGCCAAUAUUAUUGCUAUCUCUUUCGUUCGUCGUGUAUGAUGAAGAAGAAGAAAUAUUGAAUAUUGACUUAAUUUUAAUGUAAUGCCACCAAAAUUGCUUCGCUAGAUACGUUUGUCGAGUUUUGACGAGAACGUAAUAUUAGACGACGUCACAAUAUAUUUGGAAUUACUUUACGAUGGAGGCGCGUUUCAUCCUUACUUAUUAGAUAACUUCUAACGCGUCGUGUCUGUUCGCGAAGAACAAAAAAAAAACUACAAACUACUUUUUACACGGAUUUUCAUGCGGUUUUCGCCAAUAGACAGUGCGAUACCUGAAGAAGGUUUAGGUGUAUAAUUUAUAGAGCUUUUAUCCGAGCGAAGCCGGUAUGGGCCGCUAGUUUCCCAUAUAGUAUUUUCGAUGUGAUUAAUUUCCCGCGAAAAUUAGUGCUAGCUCACAAUAAACAAAUCAAUUAGAAAUAUUCUAUACUUGUCAAAGAAACCGCGAAGCCAGUCAAUUUUCCUAGACCCUACGGAUAUUAUCGAAACUGUAAUUUGUAUUUUAGUCAUAGAUAAGGGUUCACAUAGAUCAUUUUAUUCCCUUCAUUGAAUGGAUGAUCCGUGCCAAGUAGAUCAAUUGUGAUGCGCAUGAGUGUACGAAUGCGAGAGUAGAGACAGAAAUCUAUUUAAUACUCUUUUUAAUAGAGAAGAAUGAUAAAAUGAUCUGUGUAUGCUGCGGUCCAAAUUUACAUACUGUAGUAACGAAUUUAGUUUAAAAAAUUAUAAUUUUCUUAAUACUCUUUCACACUAUUUAGUAAAUCUGUAAGAUCACCUAUAAUUGCAAAAUUCGUAUUAAUUGUCAGCCACAUUACUGUUAGCUGGUAUUCUUGUAAGCUCCGACGCUCUAUGGCUGAAGAAGUAACCGGGAAAACGAUUAUACGAGAUAUUUUUUUUUUUUGUAAAAUAUUUAAAUUUGGAUUUCUGAACCCAUAUAAAAAGACUAAGUCCUAUAUUCAUUUAAAAAAAAAAACAAACAAAAUUGAAUGGUUGUUGAUGUGUGCGUUGUUGAGAAUACAGGAAAUGCGAGCGCACGCCACUUCCGAAUUGUUGAGUGUGAAGAUGAUAAUGACUUCCUUAGAUGUAACGGCACCAAUGAGAACAGAAAUGGUUCGAUCAGUCAACAUGAAACGCUUUGAUCUCAUCCAAAUUUGGCUUUUCAUGUACUCGGUCUUACUGUAUGUAUGUAUGUAUAUAAGUCUCCUAAACGCUGUAAAGGAGACAUUUUCUUGUAAUAUUUUUAUAUAUUUUUCGUUUAUGUGCAUAAUGAAAUUGAUGUUAAUUUUAGCUGUUAUUAUGAACUGUUUCACCUCUUUUUGAUAAAAUAUCAUAUUGUAACCUGACAGAUAAACUAACUGAUUAGUUAUUUGCCAGAUAACCUUAUCCAGCACUUGAGAAACAACAUUUUAACACUGUUUGAUAUGUUACAGAUAGGCUAUCAGAUACUUAUCAGCAAGCGGUAAAACAAGUCCUUAGAUUGUAUAGUCAAUUUAGGGGAUUGUAAACAGGGACAGUCGAGCACAGGUCAUAUAUUUUAUUUGUUUAAUUUUAAAGUAUUUGGGACAUUUUAACGUCCGCUGUUUUUUCGGUUCUACACUUUUCGGUGAUAAAUCGUGCGAAAGAGACGGAACGACUCCGUCGCGGAUUGUCUAUUUCGGUCACACAGUCGCGGGCAGCGGUCGCCCGUAGUAUCUACACGUUGCAUUUAAAAUUCUUUAUCCUGUUUAGAAUUAUAACCUAAUUGACGUAAGUUUUAUUUUGUUCCCAUCGUUUUGGUGAAUAUGAAUUUAUAUGAAAUAAGUUUCUGAAUGAGAUUAGAUAGAUUUUAAUAAUUUGUAUUGGUAUUUUGUACGCGAUUUGUAUAAUAUAAUCAACGCGUGUCGCUCGUAUCGACAUUUAACGAAACGACCUCUUAAUACAACUGAAAAGGACGGCGUUAUAUGCGAAAGAGAGAAAACAUUAUCUUCCGAAUAACUUCUAUAUAUGCUAAAGCGAAAAGGAUAAUAUAUUAAUAAGUACGGAAAAAGAGUUUAAAGUCGGUUCGUUCAUAGACACUGAUCUCUUUUUGUAAUUCACACAUUUUUGGUCCUGCUGCCUUAUAUACACAAACUACACACACAAUUUUAUAUUAUACUAAACAAUCUUAGCUCUUUGGCUGCCAAAUAGUAACGCGUCAAGUUGAAUCGAUUUUAUUAAUAUUAGCAUAACGCCCAAUUUAGCUUGACAAAUCUGAACGGAUUGUUUUAAACUAAGACUUCGUUCGUUGCCAAUACAAAGAAAACGAAUGACAUCAAGCUGGCGUGUCCAAAUGAGAUAGAACAUUUUGACGAUGUGGGACAAAAUAUGUUAGCGAUUUGUCGUUAUUUAUUUAAAUUUGAGUGCGUGUGACCUUUAUAUAGCCUGAGGGUCUUACACGCAAGCUCAAAAAUAGUAUUCAGUCCUCUUGUAUCAUCCGACCUCCUAAUACGAGUUUAUCUUGUAUGAGCGAGCAGUUUUCUCUGUCUAAAGCCCGCAAUACAUGUUGGCCGAGCCUUGCCUUGAACGCCCAAUAACAACGUAUAGACGAUAUAUUUCCCUUGUCUUGUUAUUGGUCGGCGUCGCUCGCCUAGUUGGUCGAGUGGAGGCAAGCGCUAACGCGUAUACAACGCUUUUGGCAUCGCUUGUCUCGACCCGCCGUCUCGUUAUCAUUUCCAUCACACUUUGAGGCGGUGGUAGCCCAGUGGUUCCGCAUGUGAUCGAAAGGUCACACUUGGAAUCCUACUCGUGCCUCCUACUAUGCCAAUCUGACUCGUGUAUAGUAGUUUUCAUACACCACCACUUGCUUCCGGUGAAGGAAAACAUCGUGAGGAAACCUGCACAUUGGUGGACGGUUAAGAGGGCUUAGUGCGGGUUUGCAUUUUACUCAAUUUUACUUAAGAACCAAUCACAUUGCGGUGUGGUUGUCGUUGCGUCACAAUGGCGCACUGUGUCUCACUUCGAAUCGAUUCGAUGGUGAAAAAUGAAACGCAAACCCGCACUAAGCCCUCAGUUCACUAGUGUGUAUGCGACUAUUUACUACUAAAUGUCGGUGGUAGUCGCAAAAGUCAUGGCCUUUAGACGACUUGAAUAAAAUCUGACACCAGUGUUAGCAAUAGCACACUCGAUAUGACUUGAACUGCAUCAUUUCGCGACGUUGUCGGUUUUUCAGCACAAAUCAAGAUACGUGCGUUCGCCCAAUGGUGUCCACAUGUUGCGUCCAUAGGCUCACGUUGGUCCAAACGUCCAAACAUAUAGACAGUAGCGCUUGGCUUGUGUCAUUGCCAACGUGUAUUGCAGGUUUAAGGUUUUUUUGUAUUUUUUUUUCAUAAGAGUGAAUGAGAUAACCUUGAAAGAAUGAGAUAACGUUGAGUGAAUGAAAUGCGUCCAAGGCAGCUGGGCAGUAUGUGUUUUAAAAAAAUCGCGUCGUUAUAAUAUAUGUAAAUAACAAUAUACAGUGUUCAUUAAUCAACAGAUAUCUAGAAUUACUCCUAGUUUUGUAUUCGAUUUAAUGCAAAAAAGCAUAAUUUUAAACCCCAAUAUAUUGUAAUUAUGUAUAUGUAUAAAAUGUUUAGCAUAGUAUGUACACAUAGGGUGUCGUCUGUGUAUAGGGUAGUUGGUCUUGUUCACCGGGCGAUAUGAGUUCAUGUCGUGUCCUUAGCUCAAAAUAAAUUGACACGAAUUUGUAUAAAACCUAAUAUUCUUUGUUCUAUAAGUUUUCUAUUAGCUGACAGGUGGAAAAACGAGAUUUUUGACGAACUAAAUUUUUUUAUUGCAACACUAAAUUGAAUGGUCGUGAUUGGUUGAUAAACCCCGGUGUUGCCAACCAAACGAACACAGCGCCCGCGUUUUCUAUUGUUUAAAAUACAGACUAUAUGUACGUUAUAAGAGCAUUUGGAAAUCUAAGUGAUGCAGAUUAAAGGGAAAAUAUGCAAUUUAAUUCCUUCACAUUUUCUUUUAAUCAAUUAUAUAUAUAUAAUUGAUUAAAGUCUGUCAAAAUAAAUGAAACUGUGUCCUCUUUGAUGGCACCACUGUGUUUAUUAACCAAUCUUAAUCAUAAAAUGUACCUAGUUCUUGAAAAAUCCGUAUUAUCCGUUUACAUAGACAAUGUGGGUAUUUUAAACAUAUUGCACGGUGAACAUUGAUUUUGCUGAAUAUCUGUGUAUAUUAUAUCAUAACCUAUUAUGGUCGGUAUUCUUUACUUUUAAUUAGUUUAAGGGCUUGUUUCAUCACUAUCUGAUAACAUAUCUUAUUGGAAUCUGCCAGAUAAUAUGACUGCUAGAUAAAUCUGCCUGAAGUGAUUGGUAUAUGUUACCAAUAGGUUAUCAGAUACUUUAUCAGCAAGUCCUAAACUAAACAGGCCCUAAAUAUACUCAAAUGUCGGUGUAUUCUAGUGCUAUUUUUUUUAAAUCGCCCGAUUGUACUAGUGAUGUAACUUUAUACCGUAUAAUCCAUGAUCUCAUUAGUUUUUUAAUCUGUUGUUUACUAAAACUCUUUCACACCUUUUUUGACAAGGACAGCAAUGUUAAAGCAGUAAACGCACAAGAUCGAUGUAAGUUAUUUUAUUAUGAUAGCAUUCGAUUGGCGAGUCAAUAUGGCAGAAGAUGUGAUAAGGUAUACCUUAUUGAUCUUGUGGUUGUGUGGAAAAAGGGUCGAAAUGUGUAACCUCCAGCGAACGUAAUUUUACUCAAAGGAAUAGCAUUUUCCUUUAAUAAGAUUAAUUUUUUUUUAGCCUCUCGUUCUCUGGGUGUGAAUUUGAAACAUUCCACCGUUUUUAACCGACGUCAAAAAUUGAGGUUUUCAAUGCGUCGCGAUUUUUUUUAAAUAAUGUGGAUACGCAACUGCCAGUCAUAUUGUCAGCAUUUUAAUUGAAUAUUCAGAGAAAAACAACGGAGAUCCAUUCGGUCUUUUCUUAGUAUUAUUACUUUUACUUUGAUCUCGCCAAACGAAUUGGCAUUUAUACCUUCACUUUCCUUGUACAAUGUCUACAUAAUUAAACCUAGUCAUACGCAUAGUGAUUUUUUUUUAAGUUCGCGUAUUUUGAUUCUUGUAUUUUGGUUAUUGGUGGAUCCCGAUAUAGAACUCAAUUAUUUUUAUCUGACGCUUAAUCAAAUAAAAAUAUUACGAUUA